This is a messenger RNA of Cuscuta europaea, 4109 nucleotides long. NCBI's taxonomy places the organism in Eukaryota, Viridiplantae, Streptophyta, Magnoliopsida, Solanales, Convolvulaceae. The record is from the annotation of a GenBank genome assembly.
CCCGCUCUGUGAGAAUUUGGAGCCUUCGGCCAGGGGGCCGAAGGCAUCCCUGUGCGUUGUGCGGACUGCUUGGUACUCUGGGCGCUGUGAUUUGGGCCUGUUGGGCCUUUGCUGGAGUAGUAGGUUUCUGUGGGCCGGGGGUUCCCGGGCCAUAUACUCCAUCAGGAGUCCCUCACUCCUUUUGCCGAAAGGUACUUGAGGGAAAAGGAGUAAUUCGUGCUUGCUCUUUGAUGUUGUCCCGUUGUGAUCUCUGAAGUUGGUGAGGAGUUGUUGCUUUUAUGUCCCUGCCGAAGGCAGUCCCUCAGUUACCCACAUGUCGGGACUUGAGGGCUUGCUUUGUUGUUUGUUGGAAUUUCACAGAUUUUCCCGAAGGGGUCCUCCAGUCCCCCACUCCUUGAGGCACUUGUAAAGUGGUGAAAAGGAGUAAAGUAGUUACGUUGCCGUUGUGGGCCGAAGGCUGACGCUUUUCGUUUCAUUUUGGGGGGAUGCCUCGUUAAAAACCUCAUUAGGAAAAACCCUUUGGGAAAAAAUCCUAAUGAGGGAAAAAGAGUGCACCGAAUUCCCCCAAUGAUGAAUCGAAAAUGUCAAACCUUGGUGAAAAAUGGAAAAUGACGGGAAUGCCGAAGGCUCUCUCUUCUGAGGGCUCCUGUGUUGAUUAGCCGAAGGCUUGCUGUUGAUGUCCUGGUGGUGCCGAAGGGGAGCCCCUCAAUCCAGGGAUCGAGGGCCUGCCAGAUGAGGGCAGCAGUGAAGUUGUUACCGGGGGGUCCACUGUUUGUUGAUGAGUUGGUGAUGAAGAUACCCGAGGGCUCCCAUUACCUGUGUGCCAUGGGCCAUCCGUCAAUGAGGCACUCCCCGGGGGCUACCCGGUUUUGUAGUGCUGAGGGGGAAACCCCGAGGGGUGCCCUGAUAUGCAGCCCUAGGGAUCUGAAGGAGUGAUCCCGAAGGCGUGUGUAAUGUGCUGUGUGGGGCACAACCCGGGGGCACUUCUGGGUGAGUGCACCCGGAGGCAAUCCUUGAUGAAGUGGAGUGAAGUAGCAAAACCCGGGGGCUUCCAGAAUAUAGUCGUUGGAAAUAUAGCCGUUGGAAUAUGUAACGACAGGAUAUAGCCGUUGGGGGGGUGGCAUACGUGGCGUGUGAUGGUUGGCUGUUCGUGGGCGGCGUCACUGGUUGGGUGAAACGGCGGUGUGUAAUGAUGGCGGUCCGUCCGGAGGCCUGGAAUCCAGGCCCAAGCCCGGAUUCAUCGCCUAUAAAUACCCCAAGGCCAAGCAUUCCUCCGUGUGCGAAAAACUUGUUAGCGAAGCUCUGCCAAUUUUUCUAGAGAGAGAAACAACAGCCCCCGAUUGAAUCCUCUGUCCUUAAGGUCAGUUCUCCAGUUACCCUUCACCUCUUAGCUACCUGUAUUGCGCCCUUAGGCUAGGAGAUAGAACAUUUAGAAAACACUAGUUGUACGAGCCUUCGAACUAGAGUCAGAAUGUCGUCCCAGAGUGAUUCUCAAGAUAUCUCGGGGGCGCCCUCGGUGGAGGAUGAAGUCCUCUCGGACGUGGAGUCCUCAAGUGCGGAGUCCUCGGUGGGACAGGAUGCCGUCAUUGCCCUGGAGUUGCAGAAAGCCCUCGUAGCUGAGGCGGAGGCCGAGGGCUUUGAGCAGGAAUGUGAAGACGAAGAGUUGGCCAUCGCCUGGCAAGCAGCUAAAGAGGAGGCACAAAAGGAAAGCGAGAGGGUCACCGUUGCUGUGCUCCCCCCUCGGGGUGCCGGGGAGGCCAGCACCUCUCGGCCGCUGAAUGCGGUCCCCCUCCGGGUGGCCCCCGGGAAGAAGAAGGCCAAGGCCGCUGUUCCCAAGAAGAAGGGCAGCGUAGCAGAUCAAGGGAAGCCCCUCGAUAUGCCCGAGGGGUACUCCUAUCUCAACACCGCCGCAUUGGAGAUCAAGUCGAAGGUUGAUGCGGCGGACAUCUAUGUCACCCAGCUUCACGUGGGCCCCUCGGCCAUCGUGGUGACACCGGGUCCGGAUGACGUUCUCUCCCGGGCUCGCGAGGGCUGCAUUGCGGUGCACGUCCUCUCAGUAUCCAUGGGGCUCCGCUUCCCCCUGCACCCCUUCCUCCGGGAGUAUCUUCGGUUCGUUGGCCUGGUUCCCUGCCAGCUGACCCCGAACAGCCAUUCUUAUAUCACUGGCUUCCUUCAGCUCUGUAAGUCCCGGGGGGUGACGCCUAGCCUGGAUCUCUUCUUCCAGAGCUUCAACCUGUGCCGGGGGGGCACGCGAAUGCCGAGGGAUUCGCUAAUCUGCAGCAGGUAUCCGUGUUCAAACUCUUCACCGAGGCGCCCUCCUCGAACAAGGGGUGGAAGGACCGGUGGUGCUAUGUGAAGCAAGCCGAGAGCCCCUUCCCGAGGGAACUGCGUGACCGCUUCAGGAGGCACGAGAAGAGGAGGAGCGCCGCCCUCGAGAAAGAUGGCAGGAUUCUGGCCAUGAUCCCGGAGGGCCGGGACAAGAAUAUCUCCAUCAAGGACUGCACCAAAGAAGCAGAUCUCUACACCCUCGGGUUCCGGCGGUACCGGUUCCUGGGGGAAACUGAUGAGAAGUUCCCAGUGUUUGAGGGAGCCUCCGGAGGUAGUAGCUGAGGGCAUUCUCACCCUCAUCUUAGCACGUUUGUCCAUUUGUUUUGUUAAUCCUUUAUGCCACUUAAUAGUGACCCCUCGAUCCUAACCCCUCAUUGUUUUUUGCAGGUGUUCCAGUAAGUAUGAUGAACGUCAAAGGCCUCGCCCGAUUCAAGAACAAACCGGCCAAGGAUCCGAAGGGGCCGGACGCAGGUGGCCAAAAGCCCGUCGGUGCGCCCCUCAAAAAGCCCGAGGGCGAUGCUGUUGCGGCUAAGAGAAAGCCGUCAGCAAAGGAGCCCCCCCAAGCCCCUAAAAAGUUAAAGAAGGGGGAUGCCGCGAAGGAUGACCCCCCGGUGGUGAUUAUAGAUGACCCUCCGGUGAUGCCGACGGCGCAGGUGCCGGGGGUGGUCCGGGAGCCAUCUCUCGAGGUCCUCACGCUCUCCCUCUCGGCUGGUACGGCCGUGUUGAAUGGCACAGCCGACCCGAGGGCGCUCCUGAGGGGUAUAACCCUCGAUAUCGACAGGGCAGCUCUCGGGGCUGACGAUGAUCAAGCCCUUGAAGACAGGAUCCUCCGGUCUUCCCUCACGACUUGCGUUGCCCUCGGGGAGCAGUUCCGACGGCUGGAGGAAUGGCGCCUCCACAAGGCUAGGCAAGACGCCAAGAUGAAGGAGUUGAUCCUUAGGGACUCCCAGGCCACGAAGCUGAUGGCCCAGCUUGAGGAGGACCUCCGGCUUGCGAGGGCGGAGGCCGAGAGGCUCAGGGAGGAGAAGGUAGAAGCUGAGGCGGCCACUGUGGAGGCCGUAAGGAGAGCAGCCGAGGAGGCCGAGGCCACCAAGGCGAAGGCUGUCGCCACAGCCCGGGAGGAGGCCAUCUCCGGGUUCCUGGACGGGGGGUGGAAGACCGAGGGGCACAAGGCAUGGUUGUCUUCAGUUGUUGAGGCCUCGGUUGAUGAAUGGUCCGAGGGCCUAGGGGAGGAGUGGAUGGCCCGGAAGGGUAAGCAAUAUUAUGAUGGGGGUGAGUUCUUCACUCAAGCCCUCAUCUACCGGAGGAUGGCCCGCCAUCUGAAGGUUGAGCCGAAGGACUUUGAUCCGGCGGCGUACGGGCUCCCCCCUCUGCAGCCAGAUAUCCGUGUCCCUCUCCCCCCUGAUGUCGAGAGGCCAGACCUGGAGGAUUCCGAGCUCCGAAGGGAAGCCGAGGGCGACGAUCCUGAGGCUGAUGCAGAAGUUUCCUCGAAGCCAUCGGGGGAGGCCGCCCCCGGGAAUGACAUGAUUUGAUAUGUAUUCUGUAAUUUGAACAGUUUUGUAAUGGCCUCGGCCUAAUCAUUGUAAUAACUAUAUUCACUCUUUGUUGUGAUGAAUGAUUGAAUGCCUUCGGGCUUUGUAUAUAUGAAUUGUUUUUCCAAUUCCUUUCUGCUUGAAUGUAUGCCUUCGUUUUCCUUGAGUGUAUGCCUUCGGUAUUUUUGAAUGUAUGUCUAGGACUUAGAAUAUUUUUUUCAAUUGUAGCUUGCCCUUGGAAGCCUUCGG